GUCACUGCUGGGCUUUCUCUAACGGCACGGUGCUGCAACUUUGUUAUUGUGAACUGUGUCAGGGAGGAAGAGCGGCCGUGAAAGAUGUCCCGAGAAGAGCUGGUGGUCCAGCGGGCCAGAACGUCCUUUCAGACUGGGAGAACCAAACCUCUGGAAUACCGGCUCCAUCAGCUUAAGAGCCUGCUGAGCCUCAUCUCCGAGAGACGGACAGACAUUGCAGAAUCCCUGAAGAAGGACCUUGGAAAGAGUGAACAUGGGACAGAGCUGUUUGAGAUAAUGAAACUGGAGGGAGAGAUCAGGCUGGCAAUAGACAAGCUGGCAGAGUGGGCAGCUCCUCGGCCGGUAGAGAAGAACAUCCUCACCAUAACAGAUGAGGUUUACAUCCAGCCAGAGCCUCUGGGAGUGGUGCUCAUCAUCGGGGCCUGGAACUACCCCUGGGCUGUCACCCUCGUGCCACUGGUUGGAGCUAUUGCUGCAGGUAAUGCAGCAGUAAUAAAGCCGUCUGAGGUGAGCUCUCACUCUGCCAAGAUCAUGGAGGAAUUUCUCCCUCAGUAUCUAGACAAGGAUAUGUACCCAGUGGUGACGGGUGGAGUGUCAGAGACCCAGGAGCUGCUGAAACUGAGAUUUGACCACAUAUUCUACACGGGCAACAGCACAGUAGGCAAGCUAGUGAUGGAAGCUGCAGCUCGCCACCUCACCCCAGUGACACUGGAGCUGGGAGGGAAAAGCCCCUGCUACAUCGACAAGAACUGUGACAUCGCUGUUGCAUGUCGUCGUAUCACAUGGGGAAAGUUUGUGAACUGUGGUCAGACGUGCAUCGCUCCCGAUUACAUUCUGUGUGAACCUUCCAUCCAGAGCCGAGUAUUUGAGGAGCUCAAAAAGAGCAUUGAGGAGUUCUACACAGAUAAUCCAAAGACCUUUGAGGACUACGGACGCAUCAUCAACCAGCGGCACUUUAAGAGAGUCAUGGGCCUCAUGCAGGGGAGCACAGUUGCUCUGGGUGGAGAUUCUGAUGAAUCCCAGUGCUACAUAGCUCCCACUGUACUGAAGGAUGUGACCCGUGAAUCCAAAGUGAUGAAGGAGGAGAUCUUCGGCCCACUCCUGCCUGUCAUCACAGUGAGUGGUGUGGAUGAGGCCAUCCAGUUUAUUAACGAGAGAGAGAAGCCGCUGGUUGUCUACGUCUUCUCCAGUGACAAGAAGAUGAUCAAAAGAGUAAUAGCGGAAACAUCCAGCGGAGCUCUGCUGGCUAAUGACUGUCUGAUCCACUAUACCAUCAGCAGUCUCCCGUUUGGAGGAGUUGGUAACAGUGGUAUGGGCAGCUACCUCGGCCGCUACAGCUUUGACCAGCUGAGCCACAUGCGUAGCUGCCUGAUCAAGCAGCUGAAUAUGGAGGGAUUCAACAGCAUGCGUUACCCCCCACACACCACCAAGAAACUUGGCUGGGCCCGAUUCUUUCUGUUUAAGAAGUUCAACUUUGGCAGGCUACGCCGCAUGGCACUGCUAGCUAUGCUGGCUGGCUUAACAGCAUUUGUGGUGCAGAGGUUCCUGCGGCGAGGCUGAGCAGCAGAGCUCUGAAGUUUGACCCUGAGCCGGUGCCGGCGAUCCAGCCGCAUGGACUGAUGCCCGAUUGUGAAAUGUAGCACUCCUGACAUAACCGGUCCAAAUCAUUUCACCUUCACACAGACACGUUUCACUGAUUUGUCUUUUUAAUGGAAUUUCUGUUACACCUUAAGCUACUUUUGAUGUUUUAAAUAUUUUCACUUUAGUUUUCUAGAAUUAUGUGUCAAAUUAUAAUUAAACGUAUACAUUUAAGAUUUUACUUUAAUAUUCUGAAAUUACAGAACUGGGAUGCAGUGAUUCAUUGCAGACUAAAAAAAUCAACACAAACUACUGCUACUACUGAGAAUAUUCUGUCUGAAUGUCACGGUGCCACUUGGAUUUCAUGGUACUCUGCUGUCUGAAAUUAAACACUAAAGAUAUUUUAAACUAA
Stegastes partitus (bicolor damselfish) is the source of this 1990-nucleotide messenger RNA. Its product is annotated as fatty aldehyde dehydrogenase-like. Gene Ontology annotation, molecular function: aldehyde dehydrogenase (NAD+) activity; 3-chloroallyl aldehyde dehydrogenase activity. Gene Ontology annotation, cellular component: cytoplasm. The coding region runs from base 85 to 1560 and encodes 491 amino acids. The transcript has 11 exons. Gene Ontology annotation, biological process: aldehyde metabolic process. NCBI's taxonomy places the organism in Eukaryota, Metazoa, Chordata, Actinopteri, Pomacentridae. The record is from RefSeq and is a predicted model, not a curated record.